Molecule: messenger RNA, 9775 nt
Organism: Cynara cardunculus var. scolymus (artichoke)
Lineage: Eukaryota; Viridiplantae; Streptophyta; Magnoliopsida; Asterales; Asteraceae
Product: serine/threonine-protein kinase ATM
Exons: 77
Coding region: 141-9539 (3132 amino acids)
Biological process (GO): DNA repair
Molecular function (GO): protein binding; protein serine/threonine kinase activity
Source: RefSeq, a predicted model, not a curated record
CACUUAAACCCGCUUGAAACGAGCCAACUGACACAGUAAAACCCUAGCUAUCCCCCCCAAAUCAUCACUAAAACCCUAGCUAUCUCUCCAAAUCAUCAGUGAAACAUUUUCGAUUGUUUGUCUUCAUCUCUUCUAAUGCGAUGGUCACAUCUGGAGAUGUCCAAGAGAUCGUCUUAAAGCUUUCAUCUGAUAAAGCCAAAGCCCGUGAAGAAGGGAUUAAGUUGUUAAAUACAUGGCUAGAAGGAGAAAGGUUGAUCGAAUUUUGUAGAUAUUUAGGACGGAAUACAUCAAUGCUCAAACCUCAUGACAUACCACACGCUGAAACGUGGCCCUUUCUUGUUAAAUUGCUCACUAAAGCUAUAUCAUUGGAGGUAUAUUCAAGCAAGAGGCGCUUGCCGAAAUUGGCAUUUGCAAAAACUCUUAGAAUCGUGGUACUAAGAGCAGAAGAUGGCAAAAGUUUGCAUCUUCUAUCUGUGGCAAAGUUACUUUUCAAUCAUAUAUGGGAUAUUUUAAAGGAUGUUCCAAGCUUCCAGUCAGAGUAUGGAAUUAUUCUACGGCAUCUUUUGGAAGUUAAACAUCUUCAGUUUCACUUGAGGAAGCGUGUGUAUUCUAGUCUGGUGCUUCUGUACAUGGGAAAGGUUGAGACAAGCUUGAGUGAGCGUAAUUUUGGACAAUCAAAUCCCAAGGAGGAGGUCUUUCGGUGCAUCCUCACGCUUCAUUCACUUCUUGAUAGUCCUCCUGGAGAUUUUUCUAAUGAUCUUCAGGAAGGAAUAACACAAGGUUUUGUUGAGAUUUUCUCUAAUUUAAGGGAUGAGGGGAAGAUUUUGCGCAAAUUAGUUGAGUGUAUAAAUACAUAUUUGAUUAGGGAUGGUCCGAAUAUGGGAUCUCGAUCCUUAGAAAUUCAUGAUGCUGUACAUCAAUUUCUUUUUCGUGUUUGGGUAACGACCCAUGAUCGUCGUCUGAAGGAUGCCCUUGUUUUGUACGGCAGGUUACAAUUGAAAUUAGUAAGGGGUGCUACUGAUGGCAGUAUUUUAUUGGAACAACUUUUGGAUAUAAUAGGAAAGGAACUAGAUCAAAUUAGUACUUCUGCUACCAGUCUGCCGUGGAACGAUACAAACAGGGAUGAUAAGCGAGGUACCUUGACAAGCUCACAAUCUAGUUUGCUGGAGCUUGCAGCUAUUGUUUUUUGUCGGGCAUGCCUUAUUUCAUGCAAAGCACCUGUAGCUGAAAAACGAGCCAGGAGGGAGCAUGCUGUUGUCUAUUUAAACGAACAAAUCAUUAAAGGAAAGUGGUCUUGGAAUGCAGCAUUUUGCUUCCUUGUUCGCAAUUACUCUAGUCGCAUAAAACAUGAUCAUUUUAUCUACUGGUUUGAAGGAUUAUCUACAAACUUUGAGAGAAUGAUGAAUGCAGCAACCAUGGAGCAUGCUUAUGACGAUCUUCUGUGGACUCUACGGAGUCUUCAAGGACUCUCAUCAGUUCUUCUCUGUUCUAUAUAUGGAGUGGAGUGCUCAGAAAAAGCGGAACUCGUCAAUAAUCAGUUGUACAGAGGCUGGCUUACUAUAUGGAACACUCUACUACGUGGUUUGCCAAUGUUCAAUAAUGUUCCAUCAGUUGCAGAUGCUGCUCUUAUACUCCUUGGAAAUAUUAAUUUGAGUGAUUCAAUGAACAGCUUUAUUAUAGCUCAUGAUGUAUGGGAUCUCCGGUUAUUUAAAAAUUCCCCAUCAGUGUCUCUUUUACGCUUCAUAGCAGGCUAUUUUUCGAAGAAAGGAUCCCAUGAUGAUCUGUGGGACGUUUUACAUUUGAGAAAAGAUCUCUUGAGGACGGUUAUGACAUUGCUUAAUUGGAAGGAACGUUUGGUGUUCAAUGAGCAAAUGGCUGUAUUGUUGCCAGCAGCUGUAUUCUCUCUUUGUGCUGGUUCUGCUUGUUUUGCAAACUGUGUUAAAGGAUGUUCUUUGGCUCACCUGCUUGUAGAUAUCCCUGUAACUGUUGAUGACAGCAUGGAGGUUGAAAAACUAGAGCAGGAAAGUUCACAUGAUCUGUUUGAUUGCUCUGUGGAAGUGCUUGCUGAAAUUUUUCUCGACCCUUAUACAGAGACAGCCCAAUCUCCGUGCGACCAGAAGGUGCGCCUUCCCCGUCAUUUGAGGGACUCUCUGCUUCAUGAAAUGGAGCUCAACAUUCUUGAAGUUCUAGGAAAUAAGGAGAUUGAAAAGAUGAAUCUAUCAGAUGUUUUCUUUCUAUGUGCUCUUUUGUCGAAUUUCAUGUAUGGUUCAUAUGUUACAAGGUUCAAAGAAGAAAACAUUUCUUUCCUUUCCAAGACUGGUCAGUACAUCUUAGAAAUGCUGGGUCAUGCUGCUUCUAUAAUUGAAAAAUGUUCCAGUGAUGUCGGAUAUGGUUCUUUUGGUGGUCUUGAUGGCAUGGACUCUAUAUUAACUUCUUUAAAAAGUUUUACUGGUUCACCGCUCUUUAGCUAUCAGGAGGAUGAUCCUCCAUUUUAUAAUGAUGUUAUCCAAUCAUUUGAGAGACUUUUGAAGGCUCUGACUAAACUAUACGAGGGAUUUUCUGAUGGCACAAAUAAUCUUCAGUCUGAGAUAGAUCAGCCAGGUUGGUCUAUUCCAGACAUUUCUGUUCAAGAAUCUCGAUCAUCAAAGCACAAUAAAAUGACAGUCUUGGAUGUAGAGUUGGACGCAGAUGAUGAUUCCAAAGAUGUUGAUAUUAUGAGUACUGGUGGAGAGAAUCCCCGAGUGUCUCCUAAUGUUAGUUGGAAACUGGACAUUAUAUCAUUGAUCUCAAGCUUUUUUUCGGUUCUUCCAGUUGCCACGUGGGAUGUUUUAUUUAAUUUAAUACGAAUAGAAAGUGAUCAAAGGCUGAUGGAAUGCCUUCUGUUUCACCUUUGUCAACAUCCUUGCUGGUCCUCCCUCCAAGGGUUUUCUGACAUGGUUUUAUCACUGGACAAUAUGGUUGAUAGGCUUUCUGAUGUUAAGCUUCAGCCGACUAAGAUACUGGCUGCUAUUUGUGGCUUGUUACAGACGUUGAUGUCCUUAAACAAAGUACCAAAGGAAAAAGAGCUCACUCGUUCUAUCAAAUCAGGGUCAGCGGAACAGUGCACAUCACAAGCUUCCAUGGAGUUAAUUCUAGAGAAUGACUCUCAGAGUUUGGUACCACUGGGUGAUCUUGUUAACAAAAUUGCAGAGAAUGACCAAUUUGAUUGGUCUGGUCGUGUUAAACUCAUUGACUGCAUAUGCAACUUUGUAUUACUGAAUCCUCAAAUCAGUCAGGCCAUGAUUGAGAAGCUGCUGUUGAUGCUCCGGGAUCCUGACUUUCGAGUUCGAUUUUCUCUAGCAAGAAGAAUUGGUGUUCUUUUCCAAACGUGGGAUGGCCAUGACGAGCUCUUCCAAGAUAUACUGUCAAAUUUUAGUGUAAAAUUGGUGGUGUUAUUUAAGGAUAAGCUUGUUAAAGCAAAGGAGGUUUUAGCUGCUGGUCAUCAACCGCGUCCUUUGAUGGAAACCAUCAUUGUAACCCUCGCACAUCUUGCCUUGCACAGUGAGAAAAUUGAGUUGGAGGCUGUUUUUAUGAUCUGUGUUAUUGCUGCAAUUGAUUCUUCCCAGAGGUACUAUUUUUCUACUCUUGUGCUGAUGGGCAAAAGGCUAUAUAUUUACUUCAAUUGUUUUACUACAGGGAACUGGUUGGUGCAAUACUUGAUAAUCUAUCCCGAAAACUACAAUACAGCUCCAGAUCAGAGAUCAUUCAAAAACAAACGAGAUAUGUCUACUUGUUUUUAUACUUCUGGAAGUACCGGAUUUUUCAAGGUUCUUAAACAUCAAGGCGAUUGGAAUUUGAAUUUUCUGCAGUACAUGGGAGAGCUUAUUGCACCAAUUCUUUUCUUCUGGGUCCACUGUGGCGUAAGCUUAGCUGCACUGGUUGAGACACGGGAACUUUUUGUUCUAAAUGUGGAAGCUAGUAAUUUCAUUCAAUAUUCUUGUCAUUGGCUUCUUCCAGCUUUGGUUUUGCAUAACGACAUUUCCAGCUUGAACUGGGUUGCCAAGGUUGCCGGUCAACCUUCUGCAGCUCUUAUUAAGACUCAAUUUGUACCUAUCUUUUCAGUAUGUAUAGCAUUACAUUGCAGUAAAAGGUCUGGGAGGGAAUCUGGAACAUCAGUACUUCAAAGUUCAAUGUUAAGCAUCUCGGGGAUAUCCGAGAGUGAGCGGGAUACACUUAUCAAGAGACACAUGGUUUCUAUUGUCAGUCACAUUUUAUCACUUUCUUCCCGGUUAUCAGAACCUGCAUUACCCUUCUUUCCCAAGGAGACGAUUCAACGUGCAAUUCAAACAGUUGUCGAUGGUUUCUUGAACAUGGAACCAGUUCCUUGCAGCGUAGUCGUAAUGGACAAAAUUAACAUUUUCCGCCCCGAUAGAGUUUUUAUGUUCAUACUUGAAAUGCAUCAUAAAAUUACAGCAUCGAUUCACCAUAGGCACAGAUGUAACAGGUUGUCUGGGAUUGAGGUGCUCAUUAAUGUUCUUGGGCAUAGAGCUGCAGUACCAAGCACGUCCAAUUAUCUUUUCAACUUGGUGGGGCAAUUCAUUGAUUAUGGUCCUUUACAAGACCAAUGUUGUCGGAUCAUUUCUACACUGCUCAAAACACUUAAGGACAACCAAUCCAAAGUCGGUAUUGAUGUGCUUGGUGAACAACUUCAGUUUCUGGUAUCUAAGUUAGUUGAAUGUUGCAUUGCCUCGCAAUCUGAUUUCAAACACUCCCGCACUCGACCAUCUGAGGCUUUAUCACUACUGCAUGAACUUGUUGUUGAUUCUGAUCCAUCUCUUCAUAAGCAUAUCAAAGAACUUGGGCCUUUUCCUGUAUUUGAUAUAUUUGAUAGAAUACGUAAGUUCCACCUUGAACUAUGCCAAGAGUACUCAGCAAGAGACCACUUAUUAGAGUUUGUGAGGAGAUCUAGUUGUCUUCCACCACGGUUGGUUAUAUGCAGUCUCAAGGCGUUGCACAAUAUCAUGUUCACAGGGUUUCAGCCUGAAAAGAAUGCAAGACAAUUUUUUGGAGAUGCAUUUUGGCAAUAUGACCAUGAAGUUGUACAUGCGGUUUGGACUCUAGUCUGGAUGGCCAGGUCAGACGCAACAAACAGUUUUGGAGCACUUGUUUCUGACUUUUUAUCGAUGGUCUCAUUCUUAAGCUCCUUUCAUUUCCCUUUCUUCUUCCUGCACUAUAUUAUGCCAUUGAUAGAAUCAAGUGAUAAAGAAUUAUUUCCUGUUGGGCUCCAGAUCGGCAUUGGGGAUCCACAUCGCGUUGUUUUCCAUCUUCCUGGAGAGUCAAACCGGAUACAUGUGUGUCGGCCUCUUUAUUCUGAUAGUGGUAGUGGCUUUAGUUUUCGUAUGGAUUCAGGUUUAUCCGAAGAGCUCUUAAUUGCAGUGAUGCGGCUUUUGAAGAAGUAUUUGAUGGAUGAAUCUGUUGAGAUAAUUGAGAUGGCAUCUCAAGCAUUACGUGGGAUACUUUCAACUGAAAGGGGUCACCGAGCUUUACUAUCACUUGAUUCUUAUGAGAGGUCUAUACUUGAGGUUCAUUCCAAGGGUGUUAAUCCGGAGCUAGUUCAGAGUUCUUUAAUGGAUCUAGAAAGGAAGUUCAAUGCUCAAUCCAUUUCCAUUGAGAAGGCUACUAUAUGGGAGACUCGUGACAAAUCCUUUCAGACAUGGAUCUGUCAACUAGUUUAUGCCCUGAUAUAUUUUUGUGAUGAUACUAUCUUAAGGUUAUGUCAGGAUAUUGCGUUGCUGAAAGCUGAAGUUGCGGAGCUUCUUUUGUCAAAUAUUAUGGUCAAUCUUGCAAAGAGGAAGGAUUUGGACAUUGAUCUGUGCAAGUUGAUCUCUGUGAAGGUGGUGGAGGAGAUAGUCGUAGAGUCCAAUAACUUAAUUAGAUCAGUUCAGGUUAUUUUGGAUGCACUCAAUGAGCUUCGGAUAUGUCAUGUAAUGGAGAGGGCUACUUCUGUUCCAUCUAAAAACGAAAGCUCAAAGUAUGCAAAGUCAUCUAGUUAUAACUCUAGAUCCCGUUGUACACCACUUAAGGCGAAGGACCAUGCUGCAACGUCUAGUCAAUCGCUGACAUCUACUUUGUUGUGGGAAAAGGUUUAUUGGCUUCCUAUUGACUACCUUGUUGUCGCUAAAUCAGCCAUUGGCUGUGGCUCAUACUUUACAGCUGUCUUGUACGUGGAGCAUUGGUGUCAAGAGCAUUUCAACUGUCUCACGUUAGGGAGUCCAGAUUUUUCCCAUCUAGAGAUGCUGCCGCACCACAUAGAAAUUCUAGUCUCAGCAGUUACCCAAAUAAACGAACCAGACAGUUUGUAUGGAAUCAUCCAGUCUCACAAGCUGACAUCACAAAUAAUCACUUUUGAGCAUGAGGGUAACUGGAGUAAAGCUCUGGAGUAUUAUGAUCUACAAGUACGAUCUGAAGCAUCGAUUGAGAUGGGUAAUAGUUCCGGGGAUGUUGUACCUGAAAAUUUUCAUUCGUCCUUACCUUCAUCUUCCUCCAAGUCCGAAGAUGAAAUGAGGCAAAGAAAACCACACAAAGGGCUGAUUAAAUCUUUGCAGCAAAUUGGUUGCACUCACGUAUUGGAUAUGUAUUGCCAAGGAUUAAUGUAUCGGAAAGGCCGGUUUCAGGAUGACUUAGAAUUCAAUGAGCUACAGUUUGAAGCUGCUUGGCGUGCAGGAAAUUGGGAUUUCUCUGUACUGUACAUGGGUGCUAAUUCUCCCAAGGCAGGUCAACAGAUCAGACACAACCAUUUCAACCAAAGGCUACAUGGCUGUUUGAGGGCUUUUCAAGAGGGAGAUAUCAACGAAUUUAACCUGAACCUGAAAGAAUCUAAGCAGGAGCUUCUAUUCUCGAUCUAUCAUGCAAGUGAGGAGAGCACGGAAUAUAUAUAUUCCACUAUUGUGAAGCUUCAGAUUUUCUGUCAUCUUGGGCUUGCCUGGGAUUUGCGAUGGGCAUGGUUGGAUGGGAAGAAAGAUAGUCACACUGAUUCACAGAGAUUGUUAUCUGGACCUCUUAUUCCCAACAUGGAUCAGUUGACAUGGUUGAAUACGGAAUGGAGUUGCAUUCUGAACCGUGCACAGUUACAUAUGAACCUUUUAGAACCUUUCAUUGCAUUCAGAAGAGUUAUGCUUCAAAUUUUGAGCUGUAAGGAUGGUACGGUCCAACAUCUUUUGGAAUCUGCAUCAAUUCUUCGUAAGGGAUGUAGAUUUUCUCAAGCUGCUGCAGCUUUGCAUGAGUUUAAGUUCCUCUACAUUGGCAUGGGAGGAGAAGAUUCUAAACUGUAUUGGCUUGGAAGGAUUGAAGAAGCAAAGCUUUUGCGAGCCCAGGGUCAGCAUGAGAUGGCAAUUAAUCUUGCAAAGUACAUCUCCGAACGCUUUAAGUUAAAUGAGGAAGCAGCAGAUGUAUAUCGUCUAGUUGGGAAGUGGCUGGCUGAAACACGCUCUAGCAACUCUAGGACUAUCUUGGAGAAGUAUCUGAAAAAUGCAGUUACCCUUGCUAACGAUCACCAGGCUACAGACAAGAAGUCCAUUGCAAGAAAAAGCCAAACACAUUUCCAUCUUGCUCAUUAUGCCGAUGCUCUAUUUCGUAGUUAUGAGGAAAGACUAACCUCUAAUGAGUGGCAAGCAGCAAUGCGCUUGAGAAAACAUAAGACAAAAGAGCUGGAGGCACUAAUUAGACGAUACAAGAAUUCAUCCAAGGGUGAGAAGACAGAUUAUUCAGUAAAAAUACAAGAGCUGCAAAAACAACUUGCAAUGGACAGGGAGGAGGCUAAAAAGUUGCAGCAAGACAGGGAUAAUUUCCUCAGCAUUGCACUUGAAGGAUAUAAGCAAUGUCUGGUCAUUGGGGACAAAUAUGAUGUACGAGUGGUUUUUCGACUUGUAUCUCUGUGGUUUGGUUUAUGCACAAGACAAAUUGUUGUAAAUGGAAUGCUCAGUACAAUCAAAGAGGUGCAAUCUUACAAGUUCAUACCCCUAGUAUACCAAAUUGCUUCAAGGCUGGGUAGCUCAAAAGAUAGUCAGGGACCUAAUACUUUUCAGUUUGCUUUGGUUUCUCUAUUAAAGAAAAUGGCAAUUGAUCAUCCAUAUCACACAAUCUUUCAGCUUUUGGCACUCGCAAAUGGUGACCGUGUCAAGGACAAGCAGAGCAGUAGAAACUCAUUUGUGGUGGAUAUGGAUAAAAAGUAUGCUGCUGAAAGCCUUCUAAAAGAGUUAUCUUCAUAUCACGAAGCUGUAAUUAGACAAAUGAAGCAGAUGGUAGAAAUCUAUAUCAGACUUGCUGAACUAGAAACAAAACGAGAGGAUACCAAUAAAAAGAUUGCUCUACCAAGAGAUAUUCGCAGCGUUCGGCAACUUGAACUCGUUCCUGUAGUGACAUCAAGUUUUCCAGUUGACCCUAGUUGUCAGUAUGAUGAAGGGUCUUUCCCGCAUUUCAAAGGUUUAGCAGAUUCAGUCACGAUCAUGAACGGCAUAAACGCUCCAAAAGUUGUUGAGUGCCUCGGUUCAGAUGGUAAAAAGUAUCGGCAGCUAGCAAAAUCUGGAAAUGAUGACCUGAGACAAGAUGCUGUAAUGGAGCAGUUCUUUGCCUUGGUCAACACUUUCUUACAGAACCACAGGGAUACAUGGAAAAGGAGAUUAGGGAUACGGACAUACAAGGUGGUUCCUUUUACUCCAAGUGCUGGUGUUCUUGAGUGGGUAAAUGGCACAUUACCUUUAGGCGAAUACCUUACAGGAAGUACGAGAAAUGGAGGUGCCCAUGGACGUUAUGGAAUAGGAGAUUGGUCAUUUCCCAAAUGUAGGCAGCACAUGGCUACAGAAAAUAACAAGCGUAAGGCAUUCCAAGAAGUCUGUGAUAAUUUCAGACCGGUCAUGCAUCACUUUUUCCUAGAAAGAUUUUUGCAUCCAGCUGACUGGUUUGAAAAACGGCUUGCUUAUACAAGAAGUGUCGCAGCUAGUUCAAUGGUCGGUUACAUUGUGGGUCUUGGAGAUCGGCAUUCCUUGAACAUCUUAAUUGAUCAAGCAACUGCAGAAGUUGUGCACAUUGAUCUUGGUGUUGCCUUUGAGCAAGGGUUGAUGCUGAAAACACCUGAGCGGGUCCCAUUCAGACUGACGAGGGACAUUAUUGAUGGUAUGGGGGUGACUGGUAUUGAAGGGGUUUUCAGAAGGUGUUGUGAAGAAAAUCUUUCAGUUAUGCGAACAAAUAAAGAAGCUUUGCUGACCAUCAUUGAAGUUUUUAUCCAUGAUCCUUUAUACAAGUGGGCUCUAUCACCUCUAAAGGCUUUGGAGCGCCAAAAGGAAACUGAUGAUGAUCUGGAGACAAGCUUGGAGGACUCUGAAAAUGAAUAUGAAGGAAAUAAAGAUGCGGCACGUGCUCUUCUGCGUGUUAAGCAGAAGCUUGAUGGAUAUGAAGAAGGCGAAAUGAGGAGUGUGCAUGGACAGGUUCAACAAUUGAUACAGGACGCAAUCGAUCCCGAUCGCCUGUGUCAGAUGUUUCCGGGAUGGGGAUCGUGGUUGUAGCAAACGACACCCGACCAAAGCUUAACUGCUGUACAGUUUUCGUGCACUGAUCUUAUCCCGUGUAUAUGAUUCGAGUUUUUUUUUCUGUGUCCUUUUCUAUUUCAUGUACAGUUCAUCUCUAAGAGCAAUGAAAAAUACUAAUACAUAAACCCAAGCCUAUUUUUUGCACUAUGUUCAUAAGCUAUUUAGUUAAAUGACCUUCGAAACUCAAUUUAAGAAUUUAAUGUAAUCUUAAG